This is a messenger RNA of Paraglomus brasilianum, 220 nucleotides long. The record is from the annotation of a GenBank genome assembly. Lineage: Eukaryota; Fungi; Glomeromycota; Glomeromycetes; Paraglomerales; Paraglomeraceae.
GGCAUCUAAUAAGGAAAUUACUGAAGUCGAUUGUACUAUGCGUUUGCUAUUUUUUAGAGGAAACUAUCAAAAUGCUAGUCCUCAAUUAUGCACUGCACUAGACAAGUUUGCAGAGAAAUAUCGUUUAGCAAAAUCAAAAUCUAUUUCCCAGCUUACUUCCUAUCUCUAUGACCUUAAUCAUAAUUUAGCCCAACAGCCCGUGUUCAAAGUGGUUCGAUGA